AUGUCAUCGAAUGAAAAGUAUGAGAGGCCUCCACAACCGCCUCCAUCAUACGACCCCAACCGCAGACCGCCCAGCUCGUCCGAGAACUCAGCCGUGCCCAAUGCGGCCAACGAGGGGCAGACGCCGUACCACUUCAGGCAGGAUCAGUACUACAAUCUGAACUCCAAGACGAGUGGGGCUCCCAUUGGAAGCUUUGACGAGGCUUUCCCCACCGAAAACGACAACAAACCGAAAUGGAACGACUGGCCCUUCACCAUACUUUUCCUGUGCACUGUGGGCGGGUUUAUCGCCAUUGCCGCCAUCACCUUAAGAGCAUGGUCCCAGACCUACAGCAGCACGGGUUCUGGGAUAUACGAUGGCGUGAAUACUGGUACGUUGAACACAAAUGCUGCGAUCUUGCUGGUUUUCGUGUGUAUUAUUGCGCUAGUCUUCUCUGUCUUGGGACUCACGCUUUGUCGGAUUUUCCCGAAGCAAUUCAUAUACUGCGGUAUGAUCAUCAACCUGGUGGCUGCUCUAGGUACCGCCAUCAUGUAUAUGUCCUUGAAGUACUGGUCCGCGGGAAUUGUGUUUCUAAUUUUCACGUUUAUGACCGCCUGGUGCUAUUGGUGCAUGAGGUCUAGGAUUCCCCUGUCCGUGGUGGUGCUCAAGGUUGUCGUCGAUGCCAUGAAAAAAUGCCCACAGAUCCUUUUUGUUUCCUUCGUUGGGGCCAUUGUUGCCAGUGCGUUUGGGUUUCUCUUCUCCGCGGUGAUCGUGGCCACUUACGUAAAAUACGACCCCAGCAGCUCAAAUAGCGGUUGCGACGUUUCCGGUGGCGGUUGUUCUCACUCCAAAUUAAUAGGUGUCUUGGUCGUGGUGUUUUUCUGUGGCUACUAUAUCUCCGAAGUGAUAAGAAAUGUCAUUCAUUGUGUUAUUUCCGGUGUCUUCGGUAGCUGGUACUACAUGUCAAAAUCUGAUCAAGGAAUGCCAAGAUGGCCCGCAUUCGGAGCACUGAAAAGAGCCAUGACUUACUCGUUUGGCUCCAUUUGUUUUGGGUCCUUGCUGGUUGCUUUAAUCGAGCUCUUCCAACAGGUGCUACGACUUAUCAGACAAGAUGUUACCUCCAACGGUGGUGGCAAAAUUGCCGUCCAAAUUUUGUUUAUGGUCUUUGACUGGAUCAUCGGGUUUCUCAGAUGGCUCGCUGAAUACUUCAAUCAUUACGCCUACUCGUUUAUUGCUCUUUAUGGUAAACCUUACUUAAGAGCAGCCAAGGAAACUUGGCACAUGUUGAGAGAAAAGGGCAUGGACGCUUUAAUCAACGAUAAUCUAAUCAAUAUUGCACUGGGCCUGUUUGCAAUGUUUGCCAGCUAUAUGACAGCUUUGUUCACAUUUUUGUAUCUAAGGUUCACUUCACCUCAGUAUAACUCAAAUGGUGCUUAUAAUGGUGCUUUAAUGGCUUUCUCAUUUGUUAUUGCCCUACAGAUUUGUAACAUCGCGACAGAAGCAAUAAGAUCUGGCACAGCAACCUUCUUUGUCGCCCUCGGUAACGACCCAGAAGUCUUUCAUCAUUCCUAUCCUCACAGAUUUGAUGAGAUAUUCAGAGCUUAUCCGGAUGUGCUAAGGAAAUUGAGUCAUCAAAAUGUGUAA
Molecule: messenger RNA, 1623 nt
Organism: Saccharomyces kudriavzevii IFO 1802
Lineage: Eukaryota; Fungi; Ascomycota; Saccharomycetes; Saccharomycetales; Saccharomycetaceae
Gene: PNS1
Product: Pns1p
Exons: 1
Coding region: 1-1623 (540 amino acids)
Biological process (GO): transmembrane transport
Cellular component (GO): plasma membrane
Molecular function (GO): transmembrane transporter activity
Source: RefSeq, a predicted model, not a curated record